Euleptes europaea (tarantolino) is the source of this 1417-nucleotide messenger RNA. RefSeq names its product thioredoxin related transmembrane protein 4 (gene TMX4). The record is from RefSeq and is a predicted model, not a curated record. The transcript is spliced from 9 exons. Lineage: Eukaryota; Metazoa; Chordata; Lepidosauria; Squamata; Sphaerodactylidae. The coding region runs from base 1 to 1278 and encodes 425 amino acids.
AUGGAGGCUACAUUCGGCGCCGGCCGGGAUGGGGGAAACGAACGAACGACCCACCCUCGAGAAGACCGGGAAGGAAAGGCCGGGGGCGCCAGCACAGCGGUGCGCGCGCCGCCAACCUGCCGCAAGACCCCGGUGCGGUUGCUGCAGCCGACGGACGCAGCUCCCCCCUGCCCGUCCCCACUCCGGCCCCGCACAUGGUGGAGGCCGCCUACCGGGAACCGGUGGCGGAGGCUGCGGGAAGGAACUCCUCGGCCGGCUCCGGCUCAUCCCUUGGGCGGCGCUGCCGGGGCGACUUCCUGGCCGCCCAAGAUGGCAACGGCGGCGGCGGCUCGUGGUGCAAGCGCUUGGCCGCUGCUGCUUUGGGGGGCCGCCGCUUGGGCGUUGCAGGGCCCGGCCGGGGCCGCGCUGGAGCCGGAGGCGGCGGCGGGGGCGGCGGCCGGGGCGAGCCGGGUGAGGGCGCUGAGCGGGGCCAACUGGAGCCUCCUGCUGCAGGGCCAGUGGAUGGUGCAAUUCUACGCCCCUUGGUGUCCCGCCUGUCAACAGAUGGAAUCGGCAUGGGAGGCGUUUGCAAGAGAUGGCGAAGACCUUGAAAUCUUUGUGGGCAAGGUGGAUGUCACUCAAGAACCAGGUGUAAGUGGCCGUUUCUUCGUCACUACACUUCCUACUAUUUUCCAUGCAAAGGAUGGAGUUUUUCGCAGAUACCGUGGAUCAAGAGCACUAGAGGACCUGGAAGGCUAUAUCCUGGAGAGAAAGUGGGAAGCUGUUGAACCCGUGGCAGGAUGGAAGUCCCCAUCGUCUAUAAUGAUGCAAGGCAUGGCAGGACUCUUCUAUUUAUCUGGAUGGAUCAGGCAGAUCCACAACUACUUAACAGGCACUCUUGGAAUUCAUGAAUGGGGCUCUUACGCAGUCUUCAUACUGGCCACUUUGUUGAUCGGUCUUAUUCUGGGCUUGAUACUGGUUUUGCUCGGAGACUGCAUUUUCCCAUCCAAGGCUAAAGCAGAAGAAUCAGAACCGGUGGACCAAGGCUACGACCAAGUAGAGGAGGAAACCCCAGAAGACACAGAAGGAGAGCCUGUCACAGAAAAGGGCUUGUCCGAUGAAGACGACGAGGAAGAGAGAGAAGACGACGAGGAAGAGAGAGAAGACGAGUCCCCAGACAACUCCUCGGACGACUCGGCGGUCGAAGGCUCCGCGACGGAAGAGGACUCGGAGCACCAGACGUCGGACCAAAGCUCCUUAAGGCAGCGUAAAAGCCAGGAGGCGGCUGAUGAACUAUAGUGCAAUUGUUGGGUUACCUGUAUUGUUUUGGACCAAAGAAGUAUCGGGAGACUCUCCUUGACUGCAGCUAAAGCCAAACGUUUGACCAGCAAACUGUUAAAAAGCUAAAAUCCACGCUUUGCGCUGAUAGGCUACUGUU